UGGAGGGACUGCCCAACAGUAUCAGGAUGUAAAAGGAACACAGAGCGAAAGAAAGUGUGGCUUCAGCAGACACUCUUGAUCAUCAGUCAUUAAAGGCUGUCAGAAUUUAUAUCAAAAAAUAAAAUAGUAAAAAGACUGGAUAUUGUUUGUGAAGGGCGUCUGAACAGAAGUGAAGGUAGAAAGAUUUGGACGUUCACAGCAGGUUGCUCUCUGCCAUUGUCUGCCUGGGGGAAAAGAAGGCACAGGUGUGAAGCUUUCAAUCACCAGAGGUGCAUUGAGACAGCUCCGGGUCCAUCCAGAGGUGUCUACCUCAAUGAGAAAGGACAGAGGCAGGUCUGUGUGCUGCUGAGUGUGAUGGGGAAAUUGACACUAAAACAACGGCUGGUGGGAACACUGGUGGCUGCAGUUGGAUGCACAAGUCUCAUUGCUCUUAUCCUUAUGCUGGUCCAGAAUGACACUGUGGAGCUGCCACCCAGCUUUCAGUAUGGGAUUGUGUUUGAUGCUGGGUCCACUCACACAGCCCUCUUCCUCUACAAGUGGCUUGGAAAGAAAGAAAACAACACAGGAGUGGUCUCCCAGGUUCUGGUCUGUGAUGUUGAAGGACCUGGGAUUUCAAGCUAUGCCCAUGAUCCUCCUGCUGCUGGGCAAAGCCUUACUGCAUGUUUGGAUGAUGCUAAGGCAACCAUCCCAAUUGGCCAAGAAAGGGAUACACCUGUAUACCUGGGUGCCACAGCUGGCAUGCGGCUUUUGAGGCUACAGGAUGCCAACAAAGCAGAUCAAGUUAUGGAAGAGGUGGCAAAGAAAAUCAAAAAAUAUCCCUUUGAUUUCCAGGGAGCACGAAUACUCUUAGGCACAGAAGAGGGAGCAUACGGCUGGAUCACCAUCAACUACCUUUUGGAACGGUUCAUUAAGUACUCCUUUGAGGGUAUGUGGUUGAAGCCCAAAGAAGGGGAAAUCCUUGGUGCUCUGGACAUGGGAGGUUCCUCCACCCAGAUCACUUUCAGACCAAGAGACCCACUAAAGGAUCCCAUAUCAGAAGUCCAGCUUCGUCUGUAUGGGUUCAACUACAACAUCUACUCUCACAGCUACCUGUGCUAUGGCAAGGAGCAGGCUAUGAGGAAGUUGCAGAUCCAGCUUCUCAAGAUUACUAACAUGUCGCAGCAGGUAUACCAUCCCUGCUACCACCAUGGCUACAACUUAACACUGGCAUUGGGUGACCUCUACAAUUCACCCUGUGCUGAGAAAACAGAUGCAUUUGACCCAGCAAACUUUGUUACCUUCUUGGGGACCAGUGACCCUGGACAGUGCCUCAAACUUGUGAAGACCAUUUUCAACUUCAGUGAUUGCUCCUUCCCACCUAAUUGUGCCUUUAACGGCAUCUACCAACCCCCCGUUUAUGGCAACUUCUUUGCCUUCUCAGCUUAUUUUUACACCUUUGACUUUCUUGGCCUGGCCCCUCAGGCCCCACUGCCUCAGGUUCUCAGCACCAUAGAGUCCUUCUGCAAAAAGGACUGGUUAAUGGUGAAAACAGAGAAUCCCAACAUUAAGGAUAAGUACCUUCUGGAUUACUGUGCCUCAGCCAACUACAUAAUGACUUUACUACAGGAAGCCUACAAGUUCAACGAGACAACUUGGAGCAACAUUUACUUCAAGAAAAAGGUAGCAGACACAGAUGUUGGCUGGACGCUGGGAUACAUGCUGAAUCUGUCCAGCCUUAUCCCAUCUGAGCAUCCCCUGUUGAUGAGUGGAGUAAAGCAUGAGCAGUGGGCGGCUGGGGUAUUCUUUAUUGUCUUUGCCCUCUUCCUCAGUCUAGUAGUCACAGUCAUCCUUUGUGCAGUAAAUAUAAACUACUGAGAGGUAUUGAGCACUGGGCUCAAUAAUUAAUCAAACCAAAAGGGAUAGAUUUUUUUUGCAAGAACUAAAAUAUGUAGCAAAACGGGUGUUUUAGGUUUCUAAAUAUUGGAAGGAAGGGAUACGUUAGGGAAAAACUGUAUGCUUUCUUUCAAGCUCCAGAAUUAGAUUUGAUUGAGCAGUACUUAAAUAAAUACUUAUCAGAAUUUUGCAUCUC
Messenger RNA from Anguilla anguilla (European eel), 2068 nucleotides. RefSeq names its product ectonucleoside triphosphate diphosphohydrolase 8 (gene entpd8). Gene Ontology annotation, molecular function: GDP phosphatase activity; UDP phosphatase activity. The coding region runs from base 355 to 1854 and encodes 499 amino acids. The record is from RefSeq and is a predicted model, not a curated record. Gene Ontology annotation, cellular component: plasma membrane. Gene Ontology annotation, biological process: nucleoside diphosphate catabolic process. The transcript has 11 exons. NCBI's taxonomy places the organism in Eukaryota, Metazoa, Chordata, Actinopteri, Anguilliformes, Anguillidae.